AGUAGGUGAGGAAGGCUAUACUGUAAGCUGAUAACGGUCUUUAGAUCAACUCUGCCCCCCUCGCCGGCCAUCCCCGAAAGGAACUCCAAUGGCCCCUCUCGCCCCAAGGACCGGCGAUGCGGUCUUCGCCAACGUUGAACGCGUCAAUGCGGAGCUGUUCACCCUUACGUACGGCGCGAUCGUGCGGCAGCUCCUCACGGAUCUGGAGGAGGUGGAGGAGGUUAAUAAGCAGCUCGAUCAGAUGGGUUACAAUAUUGGAGUUAGAUUGAUUGAUGAGUUUCUGGCCAAGUCCGGUGUAUCCAGUUGUGUCGACUUCAGGGAGACAGCUGAUGUGAUUGCCAAGGUUGGUUUCAAAAUGUUCUUAGGGGUCACAGCAUCUGUGACCAAUUGGGAUGCUGAGGGGACAAGUUGCAGCCUUGUUUUGGAUGAUAAUCCCCUGGUGGACUUUGUUGAGCUUCCUGAUACAUGCCAGGGCCUUUACUACUGCAACAUCUUGAGUGGAGUUAUAAGAGGAGCAUUGGAAAUGGUGUCAAUGAAGACUGAAGUCACCUGGAUCCGAGAUAUGCUACAUGGGGAUGAUGCAUAUGAGCUGCGAGUGAAACUUCUGAAGCAAGUUCCAGAGGAAUACCCAUACAAGGAUGAUGAAUGACUUCUGAAGCAAGUAAUAUCAUGUAGAUGCAGAACCUCUUUCUUUCCCAGGAAUUGGCUGCUCUUUUUAUGGUUGCACUAGUUAGUUUUCCAGGCCUUCUUAUUUUCUUGAGGUGUUCUAUUUGGAUCUAAAUUAGAAAGCUUUAUAUUUUCUACUUUGGUCAUUUGCUUUCAUAAAUGUGUAAAGGGUGUUCACAUGUUCGUUUAAAAUGCUUUUCAGGACUAGAACUUAUGGCAUACUUGGACUGCAACAGGAAAA
Molecule: messenger RNA, 907 nt
Organism: Phoenix dactylifera (date palm)
Lineage: Eukaryota; Viridiplantae; Streptophyta; Magnoliopsida; Arecales; Arecaceae
Source: RefSeq, a predicted model, not a curated record